This is a messenger RNA of Colletotrichum abscissum, 633 nucleotides long. RefSeq lists its product as uncharacterized. The record is from RefSeq and is a predicted model, not a curated record. Bases 1 to 633 code for a protein of 210 amino acids. The transcript has a single exon. NCBI's taxonomy places the organism in Eukaryota, Fungi, Ascomycota, Sordariomycetes, Glomerellales, Glomerellaceae.
AUGUGUCAAGAAACCGAGAUUUUGAUUGUCUGUUGCACAAAGAAUUGCCUCUCUGAGAAAAACGACAUCCGUCUUCCACUGCUGCGUCUCACAUCAACGCCAGAGCCUCUUUAUCACCUCUGCGAAAAGGCAAAGCAGAUGGGGUACCGCACAAAUGGCACUCUGCUUGGUCUUCCGCUCAUGACGAACUACCCAGAUGAGUGCCCCGAUGUGGCAAGCGCUAACACAUUCCAGCUAUGCCUUUCCCACGCCGUCUCGCGUAAGGCUUCGCAGCGCGCCGGCUUCCUCGUCCAAUGCAAGGAAUGUUGUAACGCAGGCCAUGCCCAGAACCAUACCCUCAGCGACCGUCCAGGUAACUUCCCUCAAUUCAACGCCCGCCCGCGGAUUUUUCCUGCUGAGUCUUCCACUGAGUCCUCAACAGAGUCUCCCCCCAAGGAGAAGUAUUUUACGAGUGAUUGGACCUGUUGCGCGGUUGGCGAGUGCAGUGAUGACGAGCUUUGUGAGUACCGUGUGACUGCUAUCCUGUGUGGGAUGUCGACGCAGUGCCAGGAGGCUGAGCAGGCCAUCAUUGACACAUGCAACGAAGAGACAGACGGGGGGUACGAUGGCGACGUCAGCGAUAACUCCAACUAG